This is a messenger RNA of Nilaparvata lugens (brown planthopper), 1003 nucleotides long. RefSeq names its product zinc finger BED domain-containing protein 4-like. Bases 135 to 659 code for a protein of 174 amino acids. NCBI's taxonomy places the organism in Eukaryota, Metazoa, Arthropoda, Insecta, Hemiptera, Delphacidae. Gene Ontology annotation, molecular function: protein dimerization activity. The transcript has a single exon. The record is from RefSeq and is a predicted model, not a curated record.
UGAAUGGUUUGGAUAACGUGAUAACAAAAAUGAGCCAGAAGGACUACUUCGAACCAAUAAAAGAAGUAGUGACCAAUUUGAAAAAUGGAUUAUAGAGACGAUGUGGUGCUUAUGAAAAUUCACAAACACUGCUAAUGACUACUUUCUUGAACCCUCGUUUCAAGAAUCUAACAUUCUCUGAAUCGAAGUCAGCAGAGAAUGCAAAACAAUACGUAAAGAAUGCUCUGGCUCAGAGAAUGAACAGCAUGAUUAACAUGGCAACUGAAUGUGAGGCAACCCAGCAAGAGGAGAAAAAUGGUGAUGAAGAUGACGAGUUCAAAGUGUGGUCCACUUAUGAGAAGACAGUUUCAGAAACAAAGCCAAGAGGAACACCACUGUCAAGGGCCAUCGUAGAAAUACAAAGGUACCUUGAUGAAGAUGUACCAGAACGUAAAUGUAAACCUCUGGAGUGGUGGAAGAACAAUGCAGCAAUCUACCCACAUUUAUCUGAGAUCGCAAAAGAAAAACUUUGUACAUUAGCCACAUCUGUUCCAUGUGAACGUAUUUUUUCUAAGGCUGGGCUAACGAUCACAAAUAGGAGAAAUCGCCUGAGUGAGAACAAAGCGAAAAUAUUACUUUUUCUCAACUGCAAUUCCAAGUUAGUUAGGCCUAUCAAAUGAACUCUGGAACCAAUUUAUUCUCUCUCUCACUAUCAAACUAAUUUUUUUUUCAUUAAUAUUUUUUUUUCUCAAUUAAUAAGGAUAUAUUUUUGAAUUUUUUUACCAAGUCUAUAAUGGCAGAUGAUAUUGUUUUGAUUAUGUUUCAAAUGUUGAAAAAUUAACACAUUUAUUUUCUCACUAAUUUUGUAUUGUAUUAUUAAGCAAAUGAGAUUAAAAAUAUUUUAUUCUAUUCUAAUGAUUUUUCAUUUUAUUUAAUUGAAUGAGUGGGAGUAAGUUCUCAGUUUUGACUGACUGGAGGCAAAAGGAAUUGUCGAUUUGUCUGUGGCUCUUUAUGUUUGACAAUA